CGGCUCAUUUACAGCCCUAUUUAUUCAACAGUUUAUGUCCUCAUUUGUUUUUUUAUCUCCCAUCUUCUCUGGCUCUCUAUUUUUUAUGACUUUCUACGUAUGUUCUGAGAUUACAUAUUCUCAAUAUUAUAUAUAUAUAUAUAUAUGAUAACUUAGAACGCAAGGCAACGCACAAGGCUACAUAGUUUGAAGUUUAGAACUAGUGAGAGAGAGCUCAAGCGAGAGAAACCAUGGCGGCGAAGAGCAGCAGCAGCAACAACAACAACAAUAGGCGCAAGGCCACAUCGCUAUGUGAGAAUUCAAGCAAGAUCGCCAUGAACAUCGUCAGAGUAUCAUCCCUCUGCAUCGCCAGCCUCACUCUCGGAAUCAUCGGAGAUCGCGCCAGCGCACGCACGAGAACCGCUCGCUCUCCGACGGCAGCGGCAACGUCGUUGAUGAGUCUCGAUGAAGCGUUGAUCAGCAAGAGAUCGGUAGAACCGGAGAUCAAUCCGAGAUCAGCGUACAUUAUGGAGCCGCCGGCGAUGACAGCGGCGGAGGGAGAGGAUGGGGAUGGGGUUGAUUGGAGGGCGGAGGAUUACAUCAAGAGAUUCAGAGAGAGGAACAAAUCGAAUGCAAACGUUCGUGCAGAGAUCUCCAGGUGCAUUCCUCCACCUCCAAGCCGUGUCUUUUCUUCUCUUGCAUCCAAACCCUAAUUUCUCCUCCUUUUUUUAAAAAUAAAUAAAUAAAUGUUGUUGUGUUCUUGUGUGUA
This is a messenger RNA of Dioscorea cayenensis subsp. rotundata (Guinea yam), 748 nucleotides long. RefSeq lists its product as uncharacterized. The record is from RefSeq and is a predicted model, not a curated record. Lineage: Eukaryota; Viridiplantae; Streptophyta; Magnoliopsida; Dioscoreales; Dioscoreaceae. Bases 231 to 692 code for a protein of 153 amino acids. The transcript has a single exon.